Molecule: messenger RNA, 819 nt
Organism: Anthostomella pinea
Lineage: Eukaryota; Fungi; Ascomycota; Sordariomycetes; Xylariales; Xylariaceae
Source: the annotation of a GenBank genome assembly
AUGUCGGCCAACCAACAAUCAAUCAGAAACCCCGACCCACCCGUACAGGACAGUGUCUUCAAGCAAUUUCGCCUCGAUGGCCGGACUGUGAUUAUUACAGGGGGUGCUGGUGGAAUUGGCUACGAAGUGGCAAGAGGCCUGGCCGAGGCCGGUGCCAAUCUCGCACUAUGGUACCACUCUUCGACACAGGCAGAUCAACUGGCAGGCAAGAUAGCGAAAGACUUUGGUGUCAAAGUUGCAACGUACAAAGUUGACGUGUCCGACUACAGCGCUGUCGAAGCUGCAGUGUCCAAGACGGUCCAAGACUUCGGCCGCCUUGAUGUCAUGAUUGCCAAUGCCGGAAUACCUAGCAAGGCCGGCGGCUUGGAUGACCGUCUGGAGGACUGGACCAAGGUGCGAGCCAUUGACUUUGACGGGGCGUAUUACUGUCUCCGUGCGGCCGGCCUGGUUUUCCGCAAACAGGGCCAUGGUGUUGGCAUAGCCACUGCAUCGAUGAGCGGCCACGCAGCCAACGUUCCCCAGGAGCAGACAUGUUACAACGCCUGCAAAGCUGGCGUGAUCCAUCUCGCCAAGUCACUCUCGGUUGAGUGGGCGAAAUGGGGAGGCAGGGUAAACUCAGUCUCUCCUGGGUACAUCAACACGGCAAUCUCAGGCGACUGCCCGUUCGAGAUGAAGGAGGCAUGGUUUGGUCUUACCCCUAUGAAGCGGGACGCGGAUCCGCGGGAACUCAAGGGGAUAUACCUGUACCUAGCCAGUGAUGCCAGUUCCUACACCACCGGAGCAGACUUCGUAAUCGAUGGUGGCUACACAGCGAGGUAG